GGAGAGACGCUCUCUGUGGUCCACAUCAUUGGCCUUAGAAAUAUCACUUUAUUAAUUGGGGACAGGAAGGGGAAAAUGUAAUGAAUGAUAAAAUUAAGGAGGUCUUUACUGAUUUUUUUCUUGCAGUAAAUCAGUAGAAUCAAACAACUGAAUUUCUUAUCUUUUUAUAAGCCCCAUGGCCUUGCCCAUUGCCUCCUGUAACUGAAAUGGAUUUUUUGAGAGUUCUGUCUAAAAUAGGCAUUGGGUGAUGGAUUCAUUUUACUUAGCAAUUCACUUUACUCUUGAAUUAAGUGCAAUAUGCGGAUAUUUUAUGUGUAGGAGCCUUUAAAUGGUAAAUUCAAAUAAUUAUGUUUUUAAAAUAGUGACAAAAUAACACAUUUAUUUUUUAUUCCCUGAUAAAAAUCGCUAGCAAAUUAAUUAGUUGCAAAAUAGGUGAUUAUAAAAAUAAAAAAAGUAAAGCUGUUGAAAGCACAUGGCCUCUUGAAGAAAGGUUAAUUUUUAAAACAUAGCUCAUGAUUUUUGAAAUGCUUGCUUUAUUUAGUAUUUUAAUUUUCCUUAACAUGGCAUUCAAAGUAUAAUUAUCAUUUUGUAAGAAAUUAAAAAUUAAGUUUAACAGCUUGACUUGGAAUAGAGUUAUGUUAGUUACUAAUGAAAUGUUUUUAAAAUGCUGUUUUAGUGUUGCAGAUCGAUUUAGAAAACAGGAGAAUGAGGCAGCAAUUAAAAUCCAGAGCUGGUUCCGAGGGUGCAAAGUCCGGGCAUAUAUCAGGUAUUUACACAGACGAGUAACAAUUAUUCAGAAAUGGUGGAGAAGUUACUUGGGCAGACAACAUUAUCAACUAAUAGUGAAGGUAGCAUAUUAUACUAUGAAGAUGAAUCUCUACAACGCAAUGGCUGUCAGGAUUCAGAGACGAUGGCGAGGCUAUAGGAUUCGGAAAUACUGCUUUAAUUAUUAUUAUUUGAAGGAGUAUUUGAAAGCUGUUUCGGAGACCAAUGAUGCAAUCAGGGAAGCACUGGAAGAGUUUGCAGAGAUGAAAGAAAGAGAAGAGAAGAAGGCCGACCUUGAAAGGGAAGAGAAGAAAAGAGAUUACCAAGCCCGAAAGAUGCAUUACCUCCUCAGCACAAAGCAGAUUCCAGGUGUAUACAAUUCACCAUUCAGAAAAGAGCCUGACCCAUGGGAGUUGCGGUUACAGAAGGCAAAGCCUUUGACCCACCAAAGCCCUGAAGUUAAGCAGAAGGGCUCCAUAAACCUUGGCAACUGGCUAGCUUGUACGAGCACCCGUUCUUUUCCUCGGGCUGAAAUCCUGCCACCCAUUGGUAGGAAGCAAUGUCAGGGGCCCUUCCGUGAUAUCAGUGAAGUACUGCAACAACGCUACAAGCCUUUGGAGCCAACCCUGCGGGUGGCAGAACCAAUCCAUGAGCUAAAGGAAGCCAGGGAGGUGCGCAGAAGAGAGGAGUGGGCACGCAACAUCAACGAUAACAUGUUUUUGCCAUUCUCUUCCUAUCAUAAGAAUGAGAAGUAUAUGCCAUCAAUGCACUCCUCAAGCAAGUAUGGUGCUGAUUCCUACGGCCGUCAACAUUUCCGAGAUGAAAAUCCUAAGAAAUGGGUCAAUGUCAAGGAUUUCCAAACUGUGUUACCAUCAUUUGAUCUCUUCUCAAAGUAUGGGAAAUUAUAUUCAAAAGCUGGGCAGAUUGUAUAAAAGUAAGUAUUUUUUGCUAAAAAGUAGUCUAUACAGUAUGUUGAAUAAAAUUUUUAAAAAGGAAAUGAGAUUGACUUAACUGUCAGGCAUUUUUUAAACUUAUACUAUAGCA
Loxodonta africana (African savanna elephant) is the source of this 1809-nucleotide messenger RNA. It is a transcript of the gene SPATA17, whose product is annotated as spermatogenesis associated 17. Lineage: Eukaryota; Metazoa; Chordata; Mammalia; Proboscidea; Elephantidae. Gene Ontology annotation, biological process: establishment of meiotic spindle localization; mitotic cell cycle; spindle organization. The coding region runs from base 636 to 1697 and encodes 353 amino acids. The transcript is spliced from 9 exons. Gene Ontology annotation, molecular function: calmodulin binding. The record is from RefSeq and is a predicted model, not a curated record. Gene Ontology annotation, cellular component: spindle pole.